GGUCGCUCUCGGCCUCGUUCUAGCUAGUACCUCCGCCGUACUCGUAUGCUAGAAAACGCUGCUGCUUUCGCUCCGGUUGGGAAAAUCGCGCAAAAGGACGCCGAAUUCGUCUGCCGCCGCGUCUGUUGUUUUUUUUUCUUGAAUUCGCUAGAGUCUCGCGAAAACAGGCACAAACAAACGCGACGCGUCUCUCACGUUGUGCGAGUCUCUUCCGUCCAGGUUUCUCGCCACCCUGUCCUUCGACGUCUUCCUUUCAGCUGCGGCCCUUUAUCGAUCGACAGCGGGCGAAUACAUACAAAUGGGUAAACAGAGCGAACGCAGCUCGACUCGAUCGCGGUAUAAAAUUACACACGUCUCGUGAUAUAUUCGUAGGAUCGAGAAAAAGGUGAAGAUAAUAAUAUGCGAAUUGCGCGCGAGGCUUCGCAAAUCAAAAAACAAGAUUAUCAGCUGCAGUGACUUUGCGAGAGCGUUGUUACACGCGAGGCUUUUGCUUUCCCCACGACACACGAAUCCAUGUGUGUCGCGUUAACUGCGGCGAUCAGCUCGCGAACGUGCAAUUUUUCGAAAAAGCGAAGAAACGUCUUCUCUUCUCGGCCGAUCUUUUGUGUCAGUGUAUCCGACACACGAUCUCUGAUUCUUCGUUCGCGCGAUCUUUCGUCAUCUUCGUUAUUCAGCGUCGAUGGACGCGCGAAGAAAAUCGAAUUUGUGAAGAUCGAAUCGGGAAAAGUGCGCACGAAGUACGAAGUGCAAGAAAAAUCACGACUGUUUUCUCGGUAAAGUGAAUGACAUUUUUCUUUUUGAAGCACACGACGAGAAUACAAACACGCAUUACGCGCUGAAGAAACGUGACUUCCGCUGAUAUCGUGGAAUAUAUAUUGGUUUCUACGCGCGUAAUAUCCGCCAACGGUAGAUACUGAAAACAUCGAUAUCAAAAUGGGUUGUUUCGGGAGCAAAGAUAAGUUGAGUAAGGAGGAUAUGGAUUUCCUUAAAUCGCACACGCGAUACGACGAGGCCACCAUAAAGGAAUGGUACAAAGGUUUCAAACAAGACUGUCCCAACGGCAGAUUAACGCCGGCGAAAUUCGUCGACAUGUACAAAAUGUUCUUCCCGUCUGGCAACGCGGAGGAAUUUUGCGAUCACGUUUUCCGCACAUUCGACAUGGACAAGAAUGGCUAUAUUGAUUUUAAGGAAUUUCUACUGGCGAUCGAUGUAACGUCCAGCGGCACGCCGGAAGAAAAGCUGAAAUGGGCGUUUCGUAUGUACGACGUCGAUGGCAACGGCGUUAUCGAUAUGCAAGAGAUGACGAAGAUCGUCCAGGCUAUAUACGACAUGCUCGGCGCGUGUUCGAGCAGUAGACCAGCGGACAGCGCGGAAGAGCGGGCGAAAAACAUUUUUGCGAAGAUGGACGAGAAUAACGACGGACAGCUGACGCAGGAAGAAUUCCUGAAGGGUUGCCUGCAGGACGAGGAACUUUCGAAGAUGCUCGCUCCUUAAUCCCGACGUCGUUUCACUUUGGAGAACGAGCCGUUUUGACGCGCGAUCGUAAACGUAAAGACCACCACGCUCGCACGACUUUUUCAGAACGGAAAUGCCAACGCCAGCACCACGAAGCAGAAACACCACUGAGAAAUCUCAGCACUCGCAUAAUAAACACAUACAUUAAUUAUCACCCAUUACAAAGCAUGUCACACGUACCAAUGAUAAUUUAUUAAAUAAAGACGUACGCUAUCAUUGGUUCGGGGACCCAAGUUGUAAUAACGAGGAAUACUGAUGACGAAGAACAAUCGAGAGAUUGAAUGAUCGCUAGAUUAAAAAAAAACAAACAAAAGAAGGACAAUGAUUCGAAUUAAGUACUACUAUCUGCUAUCUUUGUGCGAAAUCAUCUGAAAAAGAAGAAAACAUUUCCGGAAAUAUCGGAAUUGCGUACUUAAAUUUUCACUUGGACGAUUGUGACGAAGCGACAAUCCCGGUAAUGAGCUUUAAAACAAGAAACAAAAAACAAAAACCAAAAAAAAAAAAAAAAAAAAAAAAAAAAAAAACGAAACAAGUCUUGCAAGCACGGAGAGUGGAAAACCGAGAAUGACGGAUAAUGAGGAGUGUGAUUGAUUCGAUGUGGAUGGUCUUAUGAUUAUUUCCGUUUCACACAAAGCUUUCACACGUCGACAACUACUACUGGCGAGAUUUCCUCGCCAUUUUGUCAUCCAGAUUCCAGGAAUUUCGUCGAACUGUUGUGUCAGUAAAAAUUAGUGCGACGGAAAAAACGCAUCCAACUCAGGUGAAGGUAACAACGUUGGUCGUCAGAAGAAUUGCAGCAGCAGCAGCAGCAGCAGUUUUCGAAGCCCACGGCUUGCACCGACAAUUCGGUUUACCUGAUCUCGGACAAAUAAUCUAUAUAUCAAUCUUACUUCGAAUUAUUGUUCCACUUAAUUACGCAGACGAAGAGUAGAAAUAUAGUUAAUCCUCUGAUAUGCUUCGGAAGGUUGUCUCAGAAAUACUUUGCUACUAUGUGCGUAGCUCUGUGUAACGUUGCUUGUCGUCGAUGUGACUUUCGACGAUAUUAACAUCUCGCUUCCGCGUUUCUUCUAAAUUUAAAUCAAUAGGAAGUUUCGUCAGUUUUGCGGUGAUAAUCUUAAUCGACGAAUCCUAUUGUUUUCACGAGCGCUCUUAUUUUAUUAUAGCACAAAUCGGCGUAAACGAUGAUUGACUGGCGUAUCGUAAAAGUUUUUUGCUUCGAUGUAGACUGUUCGAUUGGUGUAGAGCUCACGAUCAGUCGAUCUACUGUAAUAUGAUACUGUGCAAGGUAUAACAGGAUAAAGCACAUUUUUUGUGCAUAUAUAAAUAAAUCUCGAAUAUAUUUAAACGACUUCAAAUACGAAUAAUUAACAAUAAUAACAAUAAUACGAUCAAAAGAGCCAAGCAUUGAUUUGCAUAAGUGCUCAACACUAUAAUAUAUUAAUUAAAAUACAUUUAUAUUUGUAUGUGUAUUGUGUUUAAAUAAGUUUAAAAACUACUUGAACUUGGAUGAUUAGAGAAGAGAGAUAUAACCUGAUUUGAAUCUAAAGGCAAAUCUUCUCAAAACUUUAAAUUGUUGGAUAAUGCGUCGUUUUGAUAUCCUGUCGCUUUGUGUGCGUUUAUCAAUCUCUAAUAAUCUCUAAUUUGAAUACAACGGUCGUAGUUAGUCUUCAUUCCAUUCUAUUAUGCGUCAUUUCGUUAUGCGCCAGCUUUGCAUCUAUCAGAUCGAACUAUAGUAGAAGUUUACAUAUCGAGGUUUAUUUAUAUGAUUUCUACAUUGGAUCGUGUAUAGAGCUUUGAGAAUAAAAUAAAAGAGAGAAAAAUGCGUCAUAUAGCGUCAGAGGAUUAAUUAGAGCUAAUUUUAACGUUAGAACUAUUUGAAGUUGGUGCAACUAGCUUGAAGUUUAGGCGAUCUUAUCAUAUCGCAAUGAAGCCGGAACAAGAACAGAAUUUGAUGUGUAGAAUCAGAAGUAGAAAAGUACGAUAAAAAAAAUUUACGAAAACAAAAAAACCCAGGCCUCGUGGUAUUAACGAGUGAGAGGCUUGUGUGUGUGUGUGUGUAUGAGUGUGUUCGCAAAAGACGCGAACUGCGCAGUUGGUCGUGUACGACCCUCUUUUUUUUCCAGACCUGCGUGUUAUCGAUCGCAGGUCGUAAGAUCGACGUGUUGCGAAAGGUGAUACGAGCCGUCGUCUGUGAUGAUGGUGAUGACAUUACGCACUCGCGUGAGGUGGUAACACAACGAAUUGCGAAUUACAAGGUAAUGUCGAUUAGAUAAGGGAAUCGCUUAAGAAAAAAAAUAUAUUAAUUUUAUAAUGGUGCAUCCUGAAAAUAAGAGUGAGAAUGAGAGAACGCGAGAGAAAAAAAGAGAGAAAUGGAGAGAGAAAGAGAGAUUAAAGCAACCAAGUUUGACGUUGGUUGAAAAACGUCGAUCAGCGCGUGCGUUAUUCCUCGCCAAAAUUGAUAUUUCAUAUAUCGACAUUGUUACAACACAAAUAAUGUAGAAUAAUAUUUACAAUAAGGGUCGUAUUUUUUUGUUUGUCGCGCGCGUGCUUAUCAGAGAAAUUCACUUUUUUUGGUUAUACAUACGGUAUUCUGUGGAUUUCGAUAAACGGCAAGUAAAAAAACCAGUAAAAAGUGGAUAAAGCGAGUAAAAUUUCCGAUAGUCAAGAUUUUACAUAAUUUCGCGGAUUAUUGUGCAAAGUCGAUUGUUUGCGCGCGCCAUUUUCUUAUUGAGAAUAACAAUUGCUCAAUCCGUGAAUAACUUGUUGUGAAUAACUUCGUAAUUGAAUUCACAGAUGACGUUUUAUGCAAUUUAUUUGUAACGUAAGUGGGAUAAAAUCUGUUUGUUCUGUAAAAUUAAGUCGCAGAUGCUCUUUGACGUACAAACUUUUGAAUUUACUCGCGAACAUCAUUUUCUAGAAACAAAUAUUGUUCCUACGUAAUAAUCUCUCCCUUUUUCUCUCUUUCUUUUUAUCCGUAUAUGUAUGUUUGUGUUGAAAGAUUUCGAUGGAUUUCACACUCAAUACACUUCCACUUUCAGUCCUCAAAAAACAAAACAAAACAAAAAAAAAAAAAGACAAAAAAACGAAUUAUUGCUCGUCGUUUUUCUUGUGCGCAAACCGAGAGCGAAGUAGCUACGUUUAACUGACAUCUCUCUCUCGUAUCAUGAUGAAGGAACGAACAAAUCAAGCUCUAACUUAAACGCGACACACUGAUGACAAAGACAUCUACUCGCGAUGAGCGGUGCUGCUCUUUGAGGGAAAACAAACACUUCUUUCUAGUUUUUCGACUCUUUCUCCAAGUAACUUAAAACGCAAUACGAUCACUGAAAAAAAAGUCUUCGCACCUCUUUCAUAUAUACAUACGUAUAUAUGUUUAAAAAAACAACGACAAGUAAAAAACACUGUUACUCAAUUAUUUCUAAUAAAAAAAAACUCUGAUAAAAAACUUGCAUCGCGAAACGAAGAUAUUUUCGCGAGAGCUUUCUGUCUUUAAUUUAUUUUCUCUCUUCUGGCAGAAUGUGUAGACGUAAUUGUAAAACGGAUAGUAAAAAAAAACUUUACAUUUCCGUAGAUCGUGUGUCUCAAAUGGAUCGCGGUAAUCGCGAGAAAAGGUACAUCUAACUGCUCGACUCGCGUACAUUUGUUCUGAAGAGGUGAUAAGCUAUAUAGCAUUUACUAGUAAUAGCAUUCGACCAAUUGCGCCUAUUUCAUAGGACAAUGCGCUUUUUGUGCGAUUUAGCCGCGCGGCCAAACAUUCUUUCCCACGUUCGUUCUUUGUUGUGCUUUUCAGAUUUCUUUACGUUUAAUCGAUCUCCGGCACAAUUGCUUUUUGAAUGAAAUCGUACAAAUAAAAGCUUAAAAUUUUUCAAACGCAUUGUUGCGGAAUAAUAAAAAUUGUAUCAAAAAUUCCUUUUUUUGUGACGCAGCGGAAUUUUUAUUAUAAAAAAAAAAUGUUAACUCAUACCUGACAAUUUCAUUCUCGUUUAUGAGUUUCACAGAAAAAAAAAUCUCUUCGUUCGAUUGUUUUUCAGAAUUCUUUGACCUCACGCGGUAGAAUUUUUAUCAGAAAGAAAUUCAGUUAGCUCGAUUUAAUUUUCGGUCGGUUUAGUUCUUUCUUGCAGUUUUAGUUUUGCGGCAUUAAUGCACAAAGUUAAAAUUAAUUGACACGAUUCACUGUAUACAAUUGCGUUGUUAGUGAGAAAAAAAAACUAGCAAACUUGAUUGAUUUUUUUCGCGAAGUAGAUCGAACGAACGGAUCCGCGCGAUAUCAAGAUUCAUGACUUGUGACGCUUGCAUGUAUUUAUUAUUAGACUAGGGUACAUAUCAUCGGCUCCUUUCAUGACGUGUAAGGGGGUCUUCUCGUUUCACGUUUCAUUCUCUAUACGUGCUUUAGAACAACUACCAACUAUAAGUAAGUCAAUUUUAAAUAAAGGAACACAGAAAGAGCUCUCUAUCCAUUACUUAACAUACAAUAUUUCGAAAUAUAUAUGUAUAAAAAAAGAGAGAGAGAAAGAGAGAAUGAGGAAGAGGGAGGUAAUUGAAAUUAUUACUUCAAAUUUACUUGUGAAUUACUCGUUGUAUGAAAAAAAUUUGUUUUUAAUAAUUAAAAAAAAAACGACAUUGCGUGAUGGAAAGACACACAAUAUAAUUACUUUUUUAUUUACAUAUCUAGGAGCCGCAUACAAAUGUAAAUUGUUUGUUUGAAAACGUUUAUUGUCGUACAAACGAGUGCUUCACGAGCGAGUAAUUGGAGGCAAUAAUUUCAAGUGCCUCGUCCUAAUAUGUUUUAUUAUAUAUACACAUAUAUACGAUAAAAAAACGUAUUAAUAUAUUAUUAAUAUAUUAUAUACAUAUAUAUACAAUAUAUAUUCUAUGUGUAUAGAGGAACCUUCUUCCUGUGUACCAAUUCAUCAGAGCGGUCUUGCCCACUGGCAAUUGAUCAGUUAUUUUCCUUAUUCUCUAAAUGUAAACACGAACAUUUCACACACGCGCGAAAACUCUUUGUUCAGUAAAAUCUUUUAGUUUGAGAUGUGGCAAAAUUAAAUGCGUGCAAUAUUAAAAAAAAAAAAAUUGAUAAUACGUUAUUGCUAAACUUAAAGUCGGCGAGAACGAAUAUCGUUACCAAUGUGCAAGAUCCAAAAAAUAGGCGCAUUCGCAUUGUGGUUGGUUUACACAGAGCUAAUAUAAUACGCAUUCGCGUCUCAACAAGCUAUAACUUGUCAAAUUGAGACAUUCGAUUCGUAAAUUCACGACGGAUAUUUCGACCAUAAAUACCGGGGGGAACGGGACAUCGCAACUCUCUCCUCUUUGAAUAGAAAGUGCAGCAUUGACAAUCGACGUAAUAAGAGUUUCCUUUUACGAAAAAAAAGACAAAAAAAAAAAAA
Messenger RNA from Pseudomyrmex gracilis, 6899 nucleotides. RefSeq names its product neuronal calcium sensor 2. The transcript is spliced from 6 exons. NCBI's taxonomy places the organism in Eukaryota, Metazoa, Arthropoda, Insecta, Hymenoptera, Formicidae. Bases 934 to 1494 code for a protein of 186 amino acids. The record is from RefSeq and is a predicted model, not a curated record. Gene Ontology annotation, molecular function: calcium ion binding.